AUGGAAUUUUCGGUCACCGUGGACUUCAGAAUCAAAAUUCCGGAUCUCCAGCAUCGGGAUCUGCGUCUAAAAGCAACAAAUUACAUAGGGAAAAUUGAGAGAAUAUGAUGUUAGGGCCCUUAGCGAUAGAGUUAGCAGUUUAAACCAUAUUUUUUGAAUUUUCGUCUAAUUUUGGUGAUUUCAGUGUCUCCAAACAACGUCGGCCAGGGUUCCGGCCCACGCUCGUGCCCUCCAUCCGAGCGCCAAGCCCAUUCCGCGCAGGCUGAACAACUGCCGGCGGUAAUGGCCCCUCCUCUGGUUGGCCAGCACCCAACCGGCGUCCCAGAGGAGGGUAAAGAGGGGCCAAGCCCAGCAUCUGGCCUCUCUGGCUUCGGCCUAAAUAACGCCCCAACCGUUCAGGCCGAGCACCUGCCGGCGGUUGAGGGCACGGAGAGAUCGAGCUCACCACUCGAUCUCUCCGCCCCCAGCACGUUGCAGUUUUCGCCCGUCUACAGUCCCGGGCACUCAACGUUGCAUGGGGUCCCCUCAAUAAACUCAAUGGAAGUCUUCGAUGAGGGGGAAGACUGGGCGGUGGACGAGACGGUCGAAGACAGAAUCGACCGUCUCGAAUACGAACGAAGACUAUGGAAGACCGAAUGCCGGAAGAUGUGGCAGAGGCAAUCGAAGCUCGAGAAAAAUGUGAGGUACUAUGAAGGGGCGGUUGAAGAGGCCCAAGCUGAAGUCAAGAAGGCCAAAGAUGAAGCGGCCGCCGCAAUCAGAAAAGCGGAAGAAGAAGCCGAAAACAAGAUCAGCGAGCUCCAAAGAAAAUAUUUUGGGGCCCUGACCGAAGCGGACCGUGCUCAGAGGAAGCAAAAGGAGGCAGAAGAAGAAGUCGCCCGUCUCCAACAACGGCUCAUGGACAAUUUGAAAAAGGCCGCUCCUCGUUCACCAAGAAAAGAACGCUCCAGAAGUCCACUGACAACGGCACGGUCACGAACUCCCGACGCCCAGCCAAGUGCCUCGCCGACACCUGAAGCCGAACCAGAGCUUUCACAGCCGUCCUUCGACGUCCAGGCUGUAGAAGAACAACAGCAUGAUGCCCCAGGGCCCCUCCGAAGAAUGCCCAAGUGCAGGAGGCGGUGCUGCCAGCCGCCGCCUCCUGUCAAUCAACCUCCUCGGCCUCCCCGAAGAUCAAGGGAGGCUGAACAACUCGGCCCAAUCAUUGAACCCGUCGUGUUUGACGAAAGGCCCAGGAGGAGGAGCCGCCAGCCUCCAGCCCGACUCGUCGUCGACAUGAUGAGAAGAAGCUACGCAUCAAUGCGGAAUUCCUUGAUGCCUCGUAAGUUUAUUGGCUCUUUUUUUACUCGUUAGGCCAAAACCCUCUGGAAAUAAACCAAGCUGAGGUGUUUUUUGAAGAAAAAAUACAUUAUCCGUAUAUAAUUCUCAAUAAUAUCUGUUUUUUUCAGGUAGAAGGACUCAAAGGCCCAAUGUUCAGGACGAGGCUCCUUGGUUACUUAUGUGAACAACCCAUACUGAAGACAGAGCUCCGCCUUCAGCACCUAAUUACGUAAGUUUUUGGCAGUCACGCCUCAAUAACCUCUAUUUUUCAGUAAUUGGCAAAAAUUCACUCCCAAAAUUAAAAAGAACUUACCAUAAAGCUCUUCGGGGACCAAUCAUCCGUUGUUGACCACAAUACCCCGCCUAUACAUCGUGCAGUUGAUCAGUACGAGAAAAUGUAAGUUCUCUUUUAUUUCCAAAAAAAUAAUUAUUUUUGCGAACUGCGCCCGAAAAAAGAACGUUUGCUUUUUUUGCCAUACGCUGGUGAAUUUCGCGGGUAUAGUAUAAUAUAAUUGUAGAAGAUGGUGGUAGAACUAGCUGUAAAGUCGCGUGUAAACGUCUUUCAGCUUCAUUUUUUUCUGGACCUCCCUGAUUUUACAGUUUUUUUGAGUUUUUCCCCCAUUUAUUGUCUAAAAUAACAUAAAUUUUAUUUAUCCUUUUCUUUUCAGCCAAUGCCAAGUCCAGGAAGGCAUACAACAAAGGUGGAGCACCCUGGCCCCCCGAAUGAGCCCGGGGGGCCUUCGUAAAAUCAAAAAGGGUGCUCACCUUUUGUUUCCGGCCCCGGUGUGGACAUUCUGGUCGAACCGGAGCACCCCGGCCCUCCGCUUCACUCGGGGGGCCUUCUGGAAAAUCACGGGUGCUCGGCAAGACCAGAUAAAGUAAGAUUUUGUUAUUUUUGGACCUUGAUUUAACCUGAAAUAAUACAAUCUAAUUCUAUUUUCAGAUGGAUCAGUCCGAACCGAAGUGGGCACCCUCGCCCCUGA
Molecule: messenger RNA, 2300 nt
Organism: Bursaphelenchus xylophilus (pine wood nematode)
Lineage: Eukaryota; Metazoa; Nematoda; Chromadorea; Rhabditida; Aphelenchoididae
Source: the annotation of a GenBank genome assembly